Messenger RNA from Drosophila ficusphila, 1101 nucleotides. Its product is annotated as serine protease SP24D. Gene Ontology annotation, biological process: proteolysis. The record is from RefSeq and is a predicted model, not a curated record. Gene Ontology annotation, molecular function: serine-type endopeptidase activity. The transcript is spliced from 2 exons. Bases 41 to 805 code for a protein of 254 amino acids. NCBI's taxonomy places the organism in Eukaryota, Metazoa, Arthropoda, Insecta, Diptera, Drosophilidae.
UUAGAAAGUACAACUUUUUGGGGAGUAAAACCUUUAAGUCAUGUUGCCUUUCUGGAGCCUUCUGCUGCUGCUGCUGUUUUGUGCCACCGGAGCUCUGGGUCACAGGAACAACUCCGAUGUGGAACCGCGCAUUGUUGGCGGAACCAAGGCGACUGAGGGCCAGUUUCCCCACCAGGUUUCCCUUCGCCGUCGAGGAAGUCACACCUGCGGUGGAUCCAUUAUAUCCAACAAUUACGUGGUCACCGCUGCCCAUUGCGUGAAGCAAGGAAAUAAUGUGGUUCCGGCCAGCCAGCUGUCCAUCAAUGCGGGCAGCCUGCUCCUUUCGAGCGGCGGCGUAACGAUUCCCGUGGCCGUGGUCACCGUGCAUCCUGAGUACCGGGGCAAUGGCCACGAUGUGGCAGUGCUCCGGCUGAAGAGCUCCCUCACCUAUUCCUCGAACAUUGCCGCCAUCCAGCUGGCCACCGAGGAUCCGCCCAACGAUGCCACCGUGGACAUCUCCGGCUGGGGCGCCAUCUCCCAGCGGGGUCCGAUCUCCAACUCGCUGCUCUUCGUCCAGGUGAAGGCCCUGGCCAGGGCGACCUGCCAGCGGGCGUACCUGCGCCAGCUGCCGGCGACCACGAUGUGCCUGCUCCAUCCGAAGGACAAGGGCGCCUGCUACGGCGACUCCGGCGGACCGGCCACCUACGAGGGCAAGCUGGUCGGGAUUGCCAGCUUCGUGAUCGGCGGAUGCGGACGCAAUGCACCCGAUGGCUACGAACGGGUCUCCCAGCUGAGGUCCUGGAUCAACGAGAAGGCGGCCUUGUAGGCCACGAAAAAGGUCGCCAGCUUGGGUGAGCAAUGGGUCUGGAGAAGGCAUUGUAAUUUGAACACUUGCUAUAUGAUUAUUUUAAAUCAUUGCAAACCUUCUAGUAGAACCGAAAAUUAUUCUCAUCCGAUUUCGUAAUGCCUUUUGGCAGUUAAUUAACCUACUAUUAUUAUAUGUAUCCUAACUUUUUUUCUGCGUUUCAAAUUUAAAUUUGAAAUUUAAAUUUGAAAUGAAGCAAAUUACUAUAUUUUAUCGAGCACCAAAGUAUAUUAAAAGAAGCAGCACAGCAAAACCAA